CGCUAGCUGAUCUGUCCUGCAGCCCGCCCAGGGAAACACAUGAGGAGGAGGGGGUGAUGGCAAGCCGGCCAGAUUAAGGCUACAGGAGCAAAAGUGUGCUUCCACGAGGGUCCGGCCAACUCUGUCUCUACAGGAGCCAGGCUUUCUGCAUCUGUUUUGCCUUGAUCUGACACUGUUUGGGCAACACAGACAAUAGCAGGUCAUCUGGUUUGUUGUCCUGGGCAAGGAAAGAUGGCAAUCCGACAGAUCAAGCUCAAGCACCUUUGGACUUAUGUUCUGAUUUAUGAAAAAGUCUCAAACUAAAUAUUAAUGGAGACUCCACCCAUCGUGAGCUUGGAGGAACAUCGGUGUAGGACACAUCUAGGGUUGCAAGAUUUACCAGGCCCAAUGAUAAGUGAUGCUACCUCAGGUGACCCCUCGCAAAACCACAGAGGGAAUCACUACAUCCCUGAAGACCAUAGAACAGAAAUAGAAGAAAACAUCCGAGAUUUUAGGAACAGCUUUAUUGAUUUUGAGUAUACAAAUGUAGGCUGUCUGAAAGGUGUUUGCUGUCAGGAAGCAAGCAUAGAGCCAACUCUGGAGUCUGCCCAGCUUCCCGAAAAAGAAAUUGGGUCAAUAAAUUGUAAAUCAGAGGACUUUAAGAAUCUAGAACCAGCAUCAGAGGCUUUUGCCCCAACAGUUCCAGCUGAGCCGGCCCAGAGAAUCCAAGAUCUACCAAACAAUGUGAAGGUGUGUGAAAAACAGACGAACUCAGACUUUUCGGACAGCAGCACUAACUCCAACACUGUCAGCCAUGAGAGCUCGGAGGUGGAAGAGCCAUCACCGGAUGGGGUGAAGGAAAAGAAUGGUCAACGCGAAGGCAUGGCAGAUGAGGAUGAUGAUGAUAUUUCUCAAGAGCUGUUUCAAAGUAAAACUAAACUCAUGCACGAUCAACAAAAAAGCAAAGACAAAGAGAAGACGAAAGAUUGUGUGGUAACUGAUAACACAAUCUGCUGCUGCGGUUAUGAAGCAGAGGGGAGAACAAACAGCAAGGAGGAGUCUCCACAGGUCAAGUCCCCCUGGUCAGAGUCAAUGAACCAGCUGAUGAGGAAACUUGAUCAGCUAUAUCAGGACAUAGAGGAAGCUCUAAGUGCAAGCUCAUCCCCUGCUGACACGCCCUGCAUGACUCGCAAGAAACCGGAGGGUGCUGUUUUAGAGUCUACGCUGAACCUAAAUGAAAAAGUUCUUCAAAGACCGGAUGGAGGGGAAUGUCAAAGCUUAGACAGAUCUUCUGCUUUUUGCAGUCUCUCCAUGGGAACAAGGGAACAAACCAAGAAGACGAUGUUCAAUAAGAUGAAAACUGCAUCUGAUUCAGAAAUUGAAGCAAAAGAGGCGUGUGACUGGCUGCGGGCAGCAGGAUUUCCCCAGUAUGCUCAGCUCUUUGAAGAUUCCCAGUUCCCUAUUGACAUCCGGCCUGUGAAAAGAGAUCAUGACUUUCUGGACAAGGAUCUCGUAGAACCUCUGUGCAGACGACUCAACACACUAAACAAGUGUGCCUCUAUGAAACUUGAUGUGAAUCUUCCAAAGAAAAAAGGAGAAGACUCUGAUGAAGAAGACGUGUUUGCUAUCAGCGACAAAUGGACCUUUGAGUGGAGCAGCCGGCGUUGGUCGAGAUUACAGGACUGUCUGCUUCAAAACCACAGAGAGGGUCAGACUUUCAGCGACAGUGUUCCUCUUAGAACCACGACAAGCAGCGAGAGUGUUCUGACGGACAUCAGUGAGCCAGAGGUCUCCUCUUUGCACAGUGAAAGCAGCGGGGGCAGCGCUCACAGAGGACUCAGCACCGAGGACUCUGACUGCUCUAACCGAACUGAUUCUGCAGCAAUGCCAGACUCUACUUGUCUCACAAUGCCUCAUACUCCCGCCAAUUUUUCUCACUACGACUCUUUACCCAACAAGCACAGCAAGACGAGUUGUGCGCGUGCCAAAGACUUCUUGAAGCGAAUGGAGACCCUUGGUUCCCGAGGAACCUUAGGAAAGAACCAGAAGCUGGUCAUCAGCUCCCCUGUGAUGCAGCAGGAAGCCCAGGCUCUGAAAACUCUGCGGUGUGUCGAGAUCAUCAAUGGAGCUCAAGAACCACCAUCAAGCCAACUUUCACCACCUCAGUCCAGUAGUGAGGGCAGCAGCCAUUCUGGUGGCAGCACGCCCAGCCUGAAAGAACGAAAGCCCCACGGUGCUGACCACAAACGCAGCGGCAUGUAUCUGGAGGACAUAGACAUCUUCACAGGAGCCGACAUGAGCAAAGUCACAGAGCAAAACCGCAAAAAUGACUUCUGUUCCUAUGAAGACCUUGUGGUCCACAUUCCUAAAGACCAUAAACCAGGAACCUUUCCCAAAGCACUGUCCAUAGAAAGCUUGUCCCCAACGAACGGAACCACUAUUAACUGGCAGACUGGCAGCAUGCAUUUGGACUCCACACUGAUUUCUUGCAGAAAGGAGUCCAAGCGUGCAACCCAGUGCUCCUCCAGAGGCACCCGCAUCAGCAUUUAUGAUAACGUUCCUGGCUCACACCUGUAUGCCAGCACCGGAGACCUUAUGGAUCUAGAGAAGGAGGACCUGUUUUCACACCUGGAUGAUAUACUGCUGCAUGUAAAUGGUCUACAGCAGAUAGUGGAUCAUUGGUCCAAAAACGUUUUACCUGUAGGAGAAGGCCUGCUCCAAGUAGACAGCGAGAGGGAAGAAGCAGUUGGUAGGCAGUCUGCUAGUCAGAUUACUUUGGACUUUGAAGGAAAUUCAGUUGCAGAAAGUCAGACCACACCGAGUGAUGUAGACCGUGACAAAGUCUCAUUAGUUGAGGCAGAAUCGGCAACACUCAGGGAAAGAAGGGAUUCAGGAGUCGGUGCUUCCCUUACAAGACCUAAAAGGCUAAGAUGGCCCAGCUUUCAAAUUUCCAAUCGGAUAAGCCACUCAGUGGCAUCCCUGCAGAUCACAAACCAGUCAGCAGGCCAACUGAGUUUGUUACAGAAGUUUUCUCUGCUGCGUCUUACUGCAAUCAUGGAAAAAUACUCCAUGUCAAACAAGCACGGAUGGACAUGGUCUGUGCCAAAGUUCAUGAAGAGAAUGAAGGUACCAGACUACAAAGAUAAGAAUGUGUUUGGAGUGCCGCUCAUAGUGCACGUGCAGCGCUCCGGGCAGCCUUUGCCUCUUGGCUUGCAGCAGGCCCUGCGAUACCUGAGGAGCCGAUGUCUUGACCAGGUGGGUUUGUUUCGCAAAUCAGGUGUGAAGUCCCGAAUUCAGGCUUUGAGGCAAAUGAAUGAAAGCUCUGCUGAUAAUGUGAACUAUGAAGAUCAGUCUGCCUAUGAUGUGGCUGAUAUGGUGAAGCAGUUUUUCAGAGAUUUACCUGAACCCUUGCUUACCAACAAACUCGGGGAGACUUUCCUCCAUAUCUACCAGUAUGUGCCAAAGGACCAGAGACUGCAGGCUGUCCAGGCUGCAAUCAUGCUAAUGUCGGAUGAAAACAGAGAAGUGCUUCAGACACUUCUCUGUUUUCUUAGCGACGUCUCCUCCUCUGUGGAAGAGAAUCAGAUGACACCCACGAACAUCGCUGUGUGCCUUGCACCCUCUCUAUUCCACCUAAACUUGCUGAAGAAGGACAAUCUCUCGCCAAAGGCCAUGCAGAAGAAAUACGCCACCGGCAGACCAGACCAGAAGGAUCUGAAUGAAAACUUAGCAGCCACACAGGGGCUUGCUCACAUGAUUGUAGAAUGCAACCGUCUCUUUGAGAUACCUCAUGAGAUGGUUACACAGUCCCGGAAUUCCUACGUGGAGGCUGACUUGCAUGCGCCCACAAUUCAGGAGCUGUGCAAGCAGCUGGAGGAUGAUGACGGAACGUAUCAAACACACAUGGAAGGAAGGCUCCAGAACCUUCUGAAAGAGGCCCGGGAGAAAUCCAAAUCUUGGGUGUCGUACAGCAGCUCUGACAACACUGAACUUCUUUAUAAGAAGGUGGGAGAUGGGAACCCCCUUAGGCGCUGGAGAGUGUCUGUGGAGGUGGAGGCGCCACCCUCUGUUGUGUUGAACCGAGUACUACGAGAGCGCCACCUGUGGGACAUGGACUUGCAUCAGUGGAAAGUGUGUGAGACACUUGACAAACAGACAGAGGUGUUUCAGUAUGUCCUCAACAGCAUGCCCCCUCAUCCUAGCAGAGAAUUUGUUGUCCUCAGGUCUUGGAGGACAGACUUGCCAAAGGGGGCUUGCUCCCUGGUUUCAGUGUCUAUAGAGCAUGACGAGUGCCCUACCAUAGGAGGGGUACGUGCUAUAGUCCUGGAGUCCAACUACCUGCUUGAACCCUGUGGCUCAGGAAAAUCCAGACUAACCCACCUUUGCAGAAUUGACCUAAAAGGAAGGACUCCAGACUGGUACAACAAAGCAUUUGGCCAUCUCUGUGCUGCAGAAGCUGCUCGAAUCCGCAACUCCUUUCAACCGCUAAUCUCUGAUGGCCCAGAGACCAAAAUCUGAACCGUCUUUGCCAGUUGUGUCUGUGCUGCCUUGAGAUCAAAACUGAGCCUUUGACUCAAUGCCAACAGGAAGUUAUUUACCAUGGACCCAAGAACUAAAGCACAGUUUAAAUGCUCUGAAACCAACUGUAAGCCUGAUGCAUGACAUCAUAAGAAGGUGCAUCAUUAUUCAUCCUGCCAAUGUUUAUUUUUCCAUUUAUGCAUUAUUUACCAUCACGUUGUUAAGCUUUUAUGUAAGAGAACUAUAAGUUAUAAUCAUUUUCCUCAAUGUCUAGGACAUUUAAUCUCAAAUGCUUCUGAGAAGCUGGAAUAUGUUAUUACUUUGAGAUUUAAAGAUAUGAUUAUUAUGAUGUACACACAAGUGUCUGUAAAUAUAUAAAUAUGCUUGUGAAUA
Oryzias latipes (Japanese medaka) is the source of this 4890-nucleotide messenger RNA. RefSeq names its product StAR related lipid transfer domain containing 13b (gene stard13b). The record is from RefSeq and is a predicted model, not a curated record. Gene Ontology annotation, molecular function: lipid binding; protein binding; GTPase activator activity. NCBI's taxonomy places the organism in Eukaryota, Metazoa, Chordata, Actinopteri, Beloniformes, Adrianichthyidae. Gene Ontology annotation, biological process: regulation of Rho protein signal transduction; actin cytoskeleton organization; signal transduction.